Papaver somniferum (opium poppy) is the source of this 1653-nucleotide messenger RNA. Its product is annotated as F-box protein At2g39490. The coding region runs from base 1 to 1653 and encodes 550 amino acids. The transcript has 5 exons. Gene Ontology annotation, molecular function: protein binding. The record is from RefSeq and is a predicted model, not a curated record. Lineage: Eukaryota; Viridiplantae; Streptophyta; Magnoliopsida; Ranunculales; Papaveraceae.
AUGGGGAAAAAGUUAACAAAGAAGAAAAAAACCAAGAAGCCAAACCAAAAGACUAGUAAUUCUAAUAGAAACAAUGAAGAACUUGUAGCUGAUCAUAAUGACAACGCAUUGGGAGACAAAAGAUCCAUAGAAGAUUCUAAAGAAGAAAUAGAAGGCCCCAUAAAAGAUUAUGCACAUGAUCAUAUCAACAGUUUACACGAUGAGAUCCUUUCGUAUAUAGUUUCACUUUUACCAUUAGAAUUUGCAUUUAAAACCAUGAUUCUUUCCUCCAGAUGGAGAGACUUAUGGACUCAUUGUACCAGAGGUAUGUAUGUUGAUAAUGAUGAAAAAUCCGUAGUACCAGAUGGAAGAAGUAAACAAGUAACGGCGGGACUGGAAGAUACAGGUGAAGAAGACGACAUUGUUUCCAAGGUGGUAGAAAAUGAUGGCGACAUUCUGAAGGAAAUACAUGAUGGAGCUAAAGUAGACAAAGAAUAUGAGAAUUUGAAGGCUAUCGUCAAAUUUCUACAGUCUUAUGGUGAGCAAAAAUUUAACAGGGCAGAGGCUGAGAUAGCUCGAUUCUUUUUCUUCCCAUCCAUUGAGGGAGAGAAUAAACUUGUCAGUGUAGAUUUUUCUAAGGAACAGGCAAAACCCCAGGGUAAGAAUCUUACUUUGAAUUUGGUAGUGGAUUCACGACCUACCAAGAAUCAAAUUCUCCUUCCUACUACUACAUUAGCCUUGUACACAGUCAAGACUCUUCAUUUAAGAUUUGUGAGAAAUCUUACUGGAGAUACUGCUUCCACUUUAAUAUCAAGAUUUUAUCAUCUUGAUAGUCUGGUUAUUACGGAGUGCAGCGACAUAAAAAUACUCACUGUCAAAUGUCGUGGACUUCAUCACUUGACAGUGUUGGAUUGCCCAAAUUUGAGUAAACUCUAUGUUUCUGUGUCUUACCUCGAAUUCUUUCGGUAUCGUGGGACAAGGAUUCCUUGUCUUGAUUUGAAGGCUAGGUUGACUGAUGUUAUGCUUGAGUUCCAGAAUGACAAGGACACAACUGGCUUUCAGAAAUUCAUCAAGGAACUAACUAUUCGACAACGAGCAAUCAAGACCCUUACUCUUCGUGGUACGCUUUUCCAGAAGCAGAUCCAACCUCCAGGUUGGUUAAUGAAGGAUGCCAACAGACCUUUUAAUAUGGAGGAGUUGUGCUGGAUUGUUACAUCCCCUAUGAAUAAUUCGAAGCUGCAGUACAUUGAAUCCUUCCUGAAGAUUUGUUCCGGCUUACAGAGGAUAUUCUUCUAUAUGAACCAUACUGCCAGCAAUGACGCUGAAACCGAUUCAAUAGAGUUGUUGAUGAAUUGGGCUAGUUUGCGGUCAAAGCCCCACAAAACCUGUAUGGGUAAGACUACUCGCAAGAUUCAAGAUCUUGAACUGAAUCAUCUCCAGAGCAUUAAGCUAACAGAUUUCAAAGACGAAGAUGAUGAAUUAUAUGUGAUUAAUCAUAUACUCAAAGAUGUAAAAGAUAUCAUGAAGCUAAAGAUAAUUGCAACAUCGGCAAAGAAUGGUACACGACACUUGGUUAAAGAUACUCAGGAAGAUUCAAAUGAUUAUGUGUUUCUUGAACAAGAGGAAACUUGUACGUUACAUCCUAAGGUACACGAUUAUAUUUGUUGGCAAUGA